This is a messenger RNA of Centruroides sculpturatus (bark scorpion), 623 nucleotides long. RefSeq lists its product as uncharacterized. The annotation marks the transcript as partial. Lineage: Eukaryota; Metazoa; Arthropoda; Arachnida; Scorpiones; Buthidae. The record is from RefSeq and is a predicted model, not a curated record. The transcript has 3 exons.
AUCAUGAAGACCUUUUUGUUGCUAGUUUUAGUUUUAAGUUUGAAACUGCCACAAAGUCUCUGUCAACUGUGGAAUUUAGUAAACCUUCUAGACCCGACUUUGGAUUUAAAAAUUGUUCGUAUUCCCACUUCGGAUGACAUAUUUCAACAGUUGGAAGAUGCUAAGAAUAAUAUAUCGAUUGAAUUACCGAAAUGUCUGAAUCCAAAAAUGAUACCAUCACUCGGGUGUGGAGGUGAAAACAUCACUGCUGAAAAUUUUCUUAAGAAUCUAUCGUCAAGUCUAUCGACGUGCCUCUUAGAGAAAAUUUGUUACAAUAGUAGUGAGGCAAAUGUAGUAAAUCUGACUAAAUGCCUUACAUCAGCGACUGGAGUUACAAUAAACACAUUGCUAAACAUAUUUCUUACUCCACUUGGAAGCAAAAUUUAUCUUUGUAUUAUCAGUUUAUAUACCAGUGCCCGUAGUGAACUUCUCAAUUGUGAAUUUUUUAAUAAAAUUUUAUCAUUGGAUAUACACGGUAUUGCAAAAUAUAUAAGUGAUCGUAUUUUGCACAUUUACUUCGCAAAUCUGGUUAAUUUGAUAAAACUAGCUACAGAAAAAGGGAUGAACGAUUGUAUACUUCUUUA